AUGGGAUGUAGACAAUCUAAGGCCAAUGAUCCAAAAGAACAAAAGUACACAGAAGAUGAACAAAAUGUACAAAAUGUAAAAAAUGUACAAAAUGUACAAAAUGAGAAAAAUGAAGAAACUGAAGUAGUUCAAAUAAAUGAGAAAAAAAGUGAACGUCCUAUAGCCAAAAAGAAACAACUAGAUGUGAAACCACCACCAGUUAAGGCUAUACCCAAAAUUGCUCCAAAGAAUAUUCAAAGAAGAGAUAAUUAA
Plasmodium gaboni is the source of this 252-nucleotide messenger RNA. RefSeq lists its product as hypothetical. Lineage: Eukaryota; Apicomplexa; Aconoidasida; Haemosporida; Plasmodiidae. The record is from RefSeq and is a predicted model, not a curated record. Bases 1 to 252 code for a protein of 83 amino acids. The transcript is spliced from 2 exons.